Erinaceus europaeus (western European hedgehog) is the source of this 4305-nucleotide messenger RNA. RefSeq names its product matrix metallopeptidase 24 (gene MMP24). The transcript is spliced from 9 exons. Gene Ontology annotation, cellular component: extracellular matrix. Gene Ontology annotation, molecular function: zinc ion binding; metalloendopeptidase activity. The record is from RefSeq and is a predicted model, not a curated record. The coding region runs from base 16 to 1923 and encodes 635 amino acids. Lineage: Eukaryota; Metazoa; Chordata; Mammalia; Eulipotyphla; Erinaceidae. Gene Ontology annotation, biological process: collagen catabolic process; extracellular matrix organization; proteolysis.
GGCCCCGCCGCGGGGAUGCGGAGGAGCUGGGGCGGCCGCGCCGAGCCGGGGCCGCAGCCGCUGCCCGGCCGGGCCCCGCGCUGGAGCUCCCGGCGGGCCCCCGGGCGGCGGCUGCUGCUGCUGCUGCUACCCGCGCUCUGCUGCCUCCCGGGCGCCGCGCGGGCGGCGGCGGCGGCGGCGGCGGUGGUGGCGGCGCGGGCGGCCCAGGCGGAGGCGCCCUUCGCGGGGCAGAACUGGUUAAAGUCAUAUGGCUAUCUGCUUCCCUAUGAUUCACGGGCAUCUGCAUUGCACUCAGGGAAGGCCUUACAGUCAGCAGUCUCCACUAUGCAGCAGUUUUACGGGAUCCCAGUCACCGGUGUGUUGGAUCAGACAACAAUCGAGUGGAUGAAGAAACCUCGAUGUGGUGUCCCCGAUCAUCCCCACUUGAGUCGUAGGCGGAGAAACAAACGCUAUGCCCUAACUGGGCAGAAAUGGAGGCAAAAGCACAUCACCUACAGCAUUCACAACUACACCCCAAAGGUGGGUGAGCUGGAUACACGGAAAGCUAUCCGCCAGGCAUUUGAUGUGUGGCAGAAGGUGACCCCGCUGUCCUUUGAAGAGGUACCAUACCAUGAAAUCAAAAGUGACCGGAAGGAGGCAGACAUCAUGAUUUUCUUUGCUUCUGGCUUUCAUGGCGACAGCUCCCCGUUUGACGGGGAAGGGGGCUUCCUGGCCCAUGCCUACUUCCCAGGCCCAGGGAUUGGAGGAGACACACACUUUGACUCGGAUGAGCCAUGGACACUAGGGAAUGCCAACCAUGAUGGGAAUGACCUCUUCCUGGUGGCUGUGCAUGAGCUGGGUCACGCGCUGGGGCUGGAGCACUCCAACGACCCCAGCGCCAUCAUGGCGCCCUUCUACCAGUACAUGGAGACUCACAACUUCAAGCUGCCUCAGGACGAUCUCCAGGGUAUCCAGAAGAUCUACGGACCCCCAGCAGAGCCCCUGGAGCCCACAAGGCCCCUCCCCACGCUCCCCGUCCGCAGGAUUCACUCACCAUCUGAGAGGAAGCAUGAGCGCCAGCCCAGACCCCCUCGGCCACCCCUAGGGGACCGGCCGUCCACACCAGGUGCCAAGCCCAACAUCUGUGACGGCAACUUCAACACAGUGGCGCUGUUCCGGGGCGAGAUGUUUGUGUUUAAGGAUCGCUGGUUCUGGCGCCUGCGCAAUAAUCGGGUGCAGGAGGGCUACCCCAUGCAGAUCGAGCAGUUCUGGAAAGGCCUCCCCGCCCGUAUAGAUGCAGCCUACGAGAGGGCCGAUGGAAGAUUUGUCUUCUUCAAAGGUGACAAGUACUGGGUGUUUAAGGAGGUGACAGUGGAGCCUGGGUACCCCCACAGCCUGGGAGAACUGGGCAGCUGUCUGCCCCGAGAGGGCAUUGACACAGCUCUGCGCUGGGAACCUGUGGGCAAGACCUACUUUUUCAAAGGCGAACGGUAUUGGCGCUACAGUGAGGAGCGGCGGGCCACAGACCCUGGAUACCCCAAGCCCAUCACCGUGUGGAAGGGCAUCCCACAGGCUCCCCAGGGAGCCUUCAUCAGCAAGGAAGGAUAUUACACCUACUUCUACAAAGGCCGGGACUAUUGGAAGUUUGACAACCAGAAGCUGAGUGUGGAGCCAGGCUACCCACGGAACAUCCUGCGUGACUGGAUGGGUUGCAACCAGAAGGAGGUGGAACGGCGCAAGGAGCGGCGGCUGCCCCAGGAAGACGUGGACAUCAUGGUGACCAUCAACGACGUGCCAGGUUCUGUGAAUGCCGUGGCUGUGGUCAUCCCCUGCAUCCUAUCCCUCUGCAUCCUGGUGCUGGUCUACACCAUCUUCCAGUUCAAGAACAAGGCGGGCCCUCAGCCUGUCACCUACUAUAAGCGGCCAGUCCAGGAGUGGGUGUGAGCAGCCCAGAGCCCUCUCUGUCCACUCAGUCUGGCCAACCAGGCCCUUCCUCACCAGGGUCUGAGGGCAUCUCUGGCCACUGCCCACCAGGGCCAGCAGGGCCCUAGGCCAGGGGUCAUGCAGCUGAAGUGAUGAGUGCAGAAGUGUAGGCUGAGCUUGGGGCAGGGAGUGGCAGCACUGUGCCCCAGGGUAGGUGUCUGGCACUCAGCUGCCAGCCUUCUGUCCUGGGUAACCUUCCACCUCACAGGAAUAGGCCAGGCCCCAUCAGGAGGCAGGGACCACGUCAGAAGGAAGCCCUGUGGUCACUGCAGCCUGUGGUGUCCAUGAGGUGCCAUAGCUCCUAUUCUGGCUGGGCCCAGCACCUUCCAUGGGAAGCCAGCACUAGCGCUCUAAAACCCAUCUGGGGGAUGCCAUCAGUCCUGGUGCCCCUUUGCCAACACCUGCUGGUCAGAUGUCCCCCUCCCCUCACCCACACCCCCACCGUCCUCUAAGGCUACAGGACCUCUGCUGCCAACUCAGUGGGCAGCAAGCCUGGGUUUCCCCUGCUGGCACAGCAGAUCCCUCAGGAAACCUGCUUCACACAUCAGGGUCUCUGAACCCCAGGACUUAGGGUCACAUGCUGCUGGCAGGGCUGUGGCCCAACUGGGUCUGGCAGGAACCCAGCUGUCACGUAUGAAUACUUAAAUGUCCUGUCACUACUGUUUAUAAAGUCCCAUUCUGCAAAGGCUGCUUGAGGCUUUAGGUGAAUUAGAGGUGACUCUCUUGGUGUUGAGGCAAGUGUGGCCGGCCCUCCCCCAGGUGAUAAGGACCACGGUGCUGCUAAGGCUACUCUAGCAUCCAGAUACUCCAGGAGCUGGGCCCUGCCCAUGAGGCAAAGGGCUGGAACAGGAGCUGAUCCCAUUUUUGGAGGCCAGUCUUUGUUUGUGACCUUCCUCCUUGUGCCUGCCCUACAUAAUUCCUAUCCCUUUCCCCAUUCCUCCGGGCCCCAGUCCUGCCCCAGCCUGUGGCUCGAGUCCUAGGAACUCAACCUGACUAGUUAGGGGGGCAGAAGUGGCUCCAGGACCACAUUCUCAAGGCCUUGUGCAGUAAGGGGCCCAGGGCAGCCUUCUGAACUCAGAGCACACACUCCUAGCUACCCUGAGGCUGAUUCAAUCUCUAGCCCUAAGCAGUGUUUAUACCACGAGCAUGGCCCUUACUAACCCAGCUCACUGGGCCCAUCUUCCUGCAUUGCUCUUUUAAAAAAGAGUACCUCCAACUGGUAGCAGCCCCAAGUCUAGGGACUUUUCUGAUCCUUCUCAGGCCCACCCUUCACUGUCUCUGGACCGAACUCCCAGGGCUCAGCUUGCCUCACUCCCAAACCAGUAAAGGCAGGCCUGUUUGUCAGUGAGGAGCCCUUGGCAAGAGAGGCUGGUUCAGCAAUGCCCAUUGGCUCUCUGCCAAAGCCAAGAGAUACCAGCCUUCAGGGCACUGACAAGGCCAUACAGGCCCUCUGUGUUUGCAUGGGCUUUGCCCUAACUCUGUGUCCUUGGGGCUUCAGGUUAGCAUAACCUAUAAUAGAGACUCCUGCCACCCUGAGAGCUCUCAAGCAAAACCUCUCACCCCGGUGGUACCUGUGGGCCCACUGUGUGUUCCCUGUCAUCAUCUUUCUGUUUUUUGUUUUUUUUUUUCAUGUUGGCCAAGGGCGGGCUCCCUGGGGCGGGUAGGGAACAACUGCGGAGAUUAUCAGUGAUUCAUAGGUUUGUACAGUGUUUUAUACUUUGCAAAGCACUUUAUUAGCUCACACCUGUCCACUCACAUCAAUCUCAUGUAGGCCCCGGGUAACUCUCACUGUGCCCUCAAACAAAGCACAUGGAGGCUGAUACUUACCCUGGCUAUCCAAUGGGUUGGCUGGGCACUGGGUUCCCACCUGUGGACCCCUCUAGGGCCCAGGAUGAGAUCGGAAGUGUCUCUUUUAUCCAUCUUUCCCUGGCCUCCCUUUCCCUAGUCCCAGUCCCUUUCCACUCCUCAGGUUGGUGCUGUCACUUCUUGAAAGCUCUAGGCCCCCAGCCUCCCUGUUGGCUCCUGGUAGUACAGAGGCCAGCUAAGAAAGAGCAGGAGAUGGAGGCAGGCAGCCCAGGCUGCAGAUGUGAGGGAUGCAGAGCCAGGUCCAGAGAGGGCUCAGCCUGGUGGCUUUCCAAGCUUGGAUUCUCCUGCCUGUGCUCAUCUGUCCAUCAUUCCAGAACAGGGCAGGCAGAGGGGCAAACCACUGGGGGCCCAGAGACUAACUUCCCCUCAGCCUGGGGAACAUCACAGCAUUUCAGUGUCGGUCACAUUUUAAACUGAUCAGCCUUUGUAUAAUGUUUUUUAAAUCAUUUCUAAAUAAAUAAAAAAUACAAAUACAGA